UGUCACACCUACAAAAUGGCUUCCAAGAACAAACAACUAAGAAAAGGAAGGAGAAUGAUUCCUCCAUUCACUAGGCUACCCCUGGGCCUCCCGUCAGGUCAAUUAAUUCCUAAAUACUUCAAUAACUAUUAUCCACUACCCUAUCAGCCCCUUCACACGAGCCCAGCUCACAAUCAGCACUAUCCAGCUUACCAUUAUAAUCCUUAUCAUUACCAUACCGGUCCUUUUAUUGGUCCUGCUGGACAGUACUUUGAUCCUAGUGGAUCUUAUCCAAGUCCACAUCAUUCGUACUAUCAACCAGAGGUCUCUCCCCAAUGGAUACAGGCGGCACUACUAAACCCCAUGAUACCCUAUUACCAUCAUCACCCAACCUCUCUUCAAUACCCAAUACAUAAUGUACAUUCUGAUGAUCACUGGGAUACUCCUCAUAUAACAGAACUCUCACCUCCAGACACUCCCCCAGUCCAGUACAGGGCAGUGGGGGUGCAGGCUGAUAGGGGGAACACUCCAGGGGAGGCUGAGGCUGAUGAUGGACUGAGGGAGAGAGUGAAGGGAAAGACAUCUAAACUAUUGGAUCAGGUUUUAUUUGAGAAACUCAUUGAUAGAAGUAUAAGAACUGUUAGUCAACCAGAGAUUGAUAAUAAAGUGAAAACUGCAUCUAUCAAUAUCAUGAACAAAUUAAUAUUUGAAGAGCUAUUGAGAAGAAUAGCCUCCACUGACUAAGACAUUACACAUUCAUGUACAAUACUUAAUGUACUGCAUGUGUUGCUACAGGUAUCUCUAUACAUUUCUAUCACUUUAUUCUGUGUCAUUAUUACAUCACGGAAAAU
Molecule: messenger RNA, 830 nt
Organism: Amphimedon queenslandica
Lineage: Eukaryota; Metazoa; Porifera; Demospongiae; Haplosclerida; Niphatidae
Exons: 2
Coding region: 16-723 (235 amino acids)
Source: RefSeq, a predicted model, not a curated record